Molecule: messenger RNA, 5811 nt
Organism: Oncorhynchus keta (chum salmon)
Lineage: Eukaryota; Metazoa; Chordata; Actinopteri; Salmoniformes; Salmonidae
Product: protein kinase C-binding protein 1-like
Exons: 22
Coding region: 699-4205 (1168 amino acids)
Biological process (GO): regulation of DNA-templated transcription
Molecular function (GO): protein binding
Source: RefSeq, a predicted model, not a curated record
GAUGCAUGUCACGGACCAUGCACCGGUGCUCCAAAGUUCAGCGUAAUCGAAUCCGCCCAAUCAAUGUUGAGGGAAAGAAGGGAUACCUCCAAGCCAUUUUUCAUUCCGUCCAGUCAGAUUCUAUUUUACAUACUUAUCUUCAUUAUCGGCCCCAAUUCUCCACCAAGCACACAUGUCCUGUGCUCACAACAACAUAUCCUUUCAAAAGGGAAAGGGGGAUACCUAGUCAAUUGUACAACUGAAUGCCUUCAACUGAAAUGUGUCUUCCACAUUUAACCCAAAUCCUCUGAAUCAAAGAGGUGUGGGGGGCUGCCUUAAUCGACAUCCAGGUCAUCGGUGCCCGGGGAACAGUACCUUUACCUUGUCAGCUCGAGGAUUCCAUCCUUUCGGUUACUGGCCCAACGCUCUAACCACUAGGCUACCUGUCGGAAAGGCUAUAAUGAUAUAGCCUAAUGGCUUUGCUAUUCACAUAUCUGCACCAGUGAGCUGCUCCUGCUUGCGCUGAACAAAGAUAAUUACUCAGGAAACCCUUCGGCCAAUCGGAUGCGGUCUUACAUCCCGCCUGUGACAAAGGGGCCAGUCAGGGCCUGGCUACCAUCAAACAGGCCUGAUCGCCUUGCCUGAAGAACGGAGCCUUCCCCGGCUGAGAGUGUCCUCCAUGUUUUAUAAGUGUUGCCAUAACAGUGUGUCAGGCAGCCAUGCAUCCACAGAGUCUGGCUGAGGACGAGGUACAGACGGAGUCGGAUGUGGUAGAGGGGAUGGAUGUGGCACUGCGAUCCAAAGUGUCUGACCCCGGGUCAGCAGAGCGGGUGCUGGCGACUCAGAAGAGGAAGGUGUCCAGCCCAACCCACUCCUCCAACGGCCACUACCCCUCAGACACCUCCCCCAGCCCCUUGAAGAAGAAGAAGAAACCUGGAGCCGUCCACAGCAACAACAAAGACCAGUCAGAACUAAGACAUGGUCCCUUUUACUAUGUGAAGCAGUCAUCACUCACCACAGACCCUGUUGAUGUUGUCCCGCAGGACAGCAGGAAUGACUUCUACUGCUGGCUGUGCCACCGCGAGGGCCAGGUGCUCUGCUGUGAGCUCUGCCCGAGGGUGUACCACGCCAAGUGCCUCAAACUGCCAGCAGAGCCCGAGGGUGACUGGUUCUGUCCAGAGUGUGAGAAAAUCACAGUAGCAGAGUGCAUAGAGACACAGAGCAAGGCCAUGACUAUGCUAACGAUAGACCAGCUGUCCUACCUGCUGAAGUUUGCCCUCCAGAAGAUGAAACAGCCGGGGACUGAGCCCUUCUGGAAGCCUGUGGCUCUGGAGCAGCACCCUGACUAUGCUGAGUACAUAUACCACCCAAUGGACCUCGCAACACUAGAGAAGAAUAUGAAAAAGAAAAUGUAUGGCUGCACAGAAUCCUUUUUGGCUGACAUGAAAUGGAUCUUACACAACUGCAUCAUCUACAAUGGAGGAAAUCACAAACUAACAGCAACAGCAAAGGUUGUUGUGAAGAUCUGUGAACAUGAAGUGAAUGAAAUUGAGGUCUGUCCGGAGUGCUACCUGUCCUCGUGCCAAAAGAGGGACAACUGGUUUUGCGAGCCAUGUGGUCACCCACACCCCCUGGUAUGGGCAAAGUUGAAGGGCUUCCCCUUCUGGCCAGCCAAAGCACUACGGGAGAAGGAUGGACAGGUGGACGCACGCUUCUUCGGACAGCAUGACCGGGCGUGGGUUCCCAUUAACAAUUGCUACCUCAUUUCCAAGGAGAUUCCCUUCUCUGUGAAGAAGACCAAGAGCAUCUUCAACAGCGCCAUGCAGGAGAUGGAGGUCUAUGUGGAGAACAUCCGCAAGAAGUUUGGGGUGUUCAACUACGCCCCCUUCCGCACCCCCUACACGCCCAACAACCAGCUUCAAAUGCUGCUGGACCCAGCCAACCCCGACGCAGGGACCGUGAAGACGGAGAAACCUGACAAGAUGCGCUUCAACUUCGACAUGACCGCAUCUCCCAAGAUGCUCUUGGGCAAGAGCUCUCUGUCGAGCGGGAUGGGGCGGAGGAUCUCUCUCACGGACAUGCCUCGCUCUCCCAUGAGCACCAACUCGUCUGUACACACAGGUUCUGACGUGGAGCCGGAUGGGAUGGAGAGAGGGCCUAGGAACCCCCCAUUCCACUACAGCGCUGGGGAGGAUUCUAUGGACUAUACCGCAUCCCCUGCCUCAGUGAAGAUGGGCCAUGCAGGCAGCAUGACGGGCAGCCCCAAGCCCUUCUCCCCUGGUCUGGUGCCCAAACAGGAGAGGGCCCCAGGCACAGGCAGCAUCCUCAAUCUCAACCUGGAUCGUGUGAAGGCUGAGAUGGACCUGAAGGAGCUCAGUGAGACAGUACAGCAUCAACAACAACAACAGGGGUCAUCACUCCUCCUCACCACCCCCAAGAGACCCAUGAGGAGCCUGGACAAGACCAUCGAGAGCUGCAAGGCCCAACUAGGCAUUGAUGAGAUCUCUGAGGAUGUAUAUAAGGGCGUGGAACACAGUGACUCUGAGGAUUCUGAAAAGUCAGACUCCAGCAACAGCGAGUACCUUAGCGACGAGGAUCACAGACCGAAGAGCGCCGCCCAUGACAACAAGGACAAAGCAGAGAGGGAGUCUAGAAAGAGGCCCAAGGCAAGCACACCGGUAGAGGACAAGGGGGCAGUCACAGGGACCAGGGAUAAAAACAACUCUGAAGCCAUGCUCAAAGACAGACAUGGCAGCAAUGGUCCAGAGAGAGAUUCCCGGGAGAAGCCCACGACUCCCCAGACUCAGCCCCCCACAGACAGGCCCAAGGCCCUAGAGGUGGGUAGGGCAGGCGCACCCCGGGCCCUUGCUGGCCCAGACCAGGACUCCGACUCAGAGAGGGAGCUGGUGAUUGACCUGGGGGAUGAGCAGGGCGGCAGAGACCGUAAGAGAGCCAGGAGGGAGCCAGGGGCUGUAGCCGCUAAGCCCACGAAGGAGCCCCCUGGCACCAAGCUGGAAGGUAAAUUCCCCACCGUAUUGACCCCCCCUCUAGCCUCCGCCACCUUGUCCAACCCCAAAGACCCCAGUCAGCCCCUCAUCAACCCCACACUCAACCUGUCCUCUAGCCAGCCCAACACGGCCUUCACCACCCCCCCUGCAGCUCCCACCCCAGCCACCACCCUCUCCUCCACAGCUGCCUCAGCCCAGUCGGCAGCGAAGAAACAGCGCCCCCUGCUGCCCAAAGAGACAGCUCAGGCAGUGCAGAGGGCAGUGGUGUGGAACCCCGCCAACAAGUUCCAGACGUCCUCCCAGAAGUGGCCCAUGCAGCAGGAGGAGCAGCCGGCUGGACCAAACCAGACACAGGUUCCAGUUCCUGUCCAGGCUCCGACGCAGGCACAGACACGCAGCCCACAGCAGGUCCAGUCACAGCAGCAGUUGCAGGCAUCCUCCAGUACACGUUACCAGACCAGACAGGCAGCAAAAGCCGUGCAGCCUAAAGAUGGUCCCCAGACCUCAACCUCAUCAGUUACCUUGGUCACCUCUGGUGCCUCCUCCACCUCUUCCUCCUCUUACCUGGCAGGAGACUUCCAGAUCCCCACAGCUUCAGCAGAUGUGGCAGCUGACAUCGCAAAGUACACCAGCAAAAUGAUGGACACGAUUAAAGGGACGAUGACAGAAAUCUACAACGACCUUUCCAAAAGCACUUCAGGAAACACAAUUGCAGAGAUCCGGCGGCUGAGGAUAGAGAUAGAGAAGCUUCAGUGGCUACAUCAGCAAGAGCUGUCGGAGAUGAAACACAAUCUUGAGCUGACUAUGGCAGAGAUGAGGCAGAGUCUAGAGCAGGAGAGGGAGCGUCUGGUGGCGGAGGUGAAGAAGCAGAUGGAGGUGGAGAAACUGCAGGCAGUGGAUGAGACCAAGAAGAAGCAGUGGUGUGCGAACUGCAGGAAGGAGGCCAUCUUCUACUGCUGCUGGAACACCAGCUACUGUGACUACCCCUGCCAGCAAGCCCACUGGCCAGAACACAUGAAGUCCUGCACACAGUCAGCAACAGCUUCUCAACAGGAACCAGAGGUGGAGUCAACCUCUGACCCCUCAGCCAAACCACCAGGUCCCUCUUCCAGCGACCAGCCCCCCUCUGGUACAGCAUUUGCCCCCACAGACAAAGGCUCCUCUCCUACCUGCAGCGUGGACAAGUGCAAGGACAGGGCCUCUGUUACUGUGCCCUAACCACUACACUGCACUCACACAUUUUUACUCUACAAUCCUACAUUCUGUUAAAUGUAUGUAUCUGUCGGAAAGGGACUAGAGGAUAUGUACAAUAGACCAAAUAUCUCUGCGACCAACUAAUCUGGGAAUGUCGAGCAAAUCUCAGUAUGACCACAGAGGCAAUUAAACCACCAAACACCCUCAACCUCUCCUAGUCAGGCUCAGGGCUUUUAAAUGCCAUGGACACUCUUUGCAUGAAGGCCUGCUCCUCUGUGAUUCAGCUGACUUGUCUCGAUUUGUUUAAUGUCUGCUUCGUGAUCUGAUAUUUCAAGCCAUCUUUCAUCCUCCUCAAAGUCUGUGCCCUAGACUGAAGGAGUUACUUACCUUGUCCUUGUGACUGUAUUUCAUCUGGAUGUAAUACAUUUUCAUUACCUCUCACCUCCUUUCAUCCCCAUUUGAUGUCCCUCUCACCACCUACCUUAACGAUAUAGGUAUCUACAGGAGAGCCCAUCAAAAUGUCAGACAUCAAAGUUUUCUGUAUUCUGACAGCACUCUUAAAGGAAAACUCCACCCCAAAACUAUCUUCUGGUAUUUGUUUCAUUAGCCCAUGGUUUAUAUAGUCCCAAAAUGUUUUGCAUGUCAGCAAUCAAGUUUAAGAUAUGUAAAUCUUAAAAUACAGAAAUACAGCCAGUAUGAUGCUGCGUAUUGCAUCAUUUGGGUGGAAUUUUCCUUUAGACAAUCUUAAACUGUGAUGCUGCUCUUUAAAAUAUAAAUUUAACAUUUAACAUUUAAGUCAUUUAGCAGACGCUCUGAUCCAGAGCGACUUACAAAUUGGUGCAUUCACCUUAUGACAUCCAGUGGAACAGCCACUUUACAAUAGUGCAUCUAAAUCUUUUAGGGGGGUGAGAAGGAUUACUUAUCCUAUCCUAGGUAUUCCUAGGUAUUCCCCAAGUCUUUAAAGUUAUUUGCCAACGGAAGUGAAACGGCACAUUAUUGUGCCAGCCAUUUUUGGGACAUCCAACAGAUUUAAAAUGUAAAUUCUACAUUGUCAAUACAGUUUAAAAUAUUUCAUAAUUUAGUAAAUUGUCAUUAAGUUAUCAAACCCUCCCCCUGUGUGUGCAUUAUUGGUUCAUACUCAUAUUAUAUAGUAAUUCAGUGUUUACAUAGAAUUUAACCAACUGUGAUGUAUAAAAAAAAAAAACAUAAUGGCUAAAACUGUACAAUGUUUUUGUAAGAAGACACAUGGACAAUAUUUAUAGUGCUACAACAAGCAUAUGAGGUUCUCUUUUUUUAUAUCACUGUUUGUGAAUGUUCAAAAUGUCUUGAAACAGCUCGACUCUGGAAAACAGUUGUAUUUGAAAAUGCAUUAUAAGACUUCCUAUGAAUGUCACUAGGACCCUCUGUUCAGACUCUGUCAGAUCUAUUUCUCGCGUCUACCUUCGUUGUUGUGGUUACUUCGGACUAUGAUAAAGCGUGUUGGAGGGUAAAGGAAACUCAAAGUUAUUAUUAUACUGAGCAUGUUUAUUUGUCCCCUUUUUUUGUCUCACGUGCUCUUGUUUACAUAUUGUACAUACAUUAAAUGGAUUGUUAAUGUCUUAAAGAAAACAAUUAAAACGGGUCUGACCAA